Lodderomyces beijingensis is the source of this 2031-nucleotide messenger RNA. Lineage: Eukaryota; Fungi; Ascomycota; Pichiomycetes; Serinales; Debaryomycetaceae. The record is from the annotation of a GenBank genome assembly.
AUGUUCCCCGAGCUGAUUCGUGUGGUUGUUUGCGGGGAUGAAGCCGUAGGUAAAUCCUCCUUGAUCAUAUCGUUGAUCAAGGAAAGCAUCCUGGAAUCACCAGUCGGCAAUGUGUUGCCUCCAAUGACGAUAUCUCGCAACGACUACACCGAGAGCUUGGAAGAUCUCCCGCACGUCAAGCGGAAAUCACCACCAAUGGCGUCGUCGCACAGUGGACGAAGAAAAUCGGAAGUCUUGAGGCUACAAGAGUUGGACUCGAAUGAAAUCCUGGAAAGCGUCCCCAACACUACAACCAUAGUCGACACCGUUUCAUCUGACUUGACCAGCUUGCACAAGGAAUUGAAGCGCGCAGACGUGAUAUGGUUGGUCUACUCGGACCACUAUACCUACGAAAGAAUAUCGUUACACUGGAUGCCCAUGCUUCGAUCGCUAGGUGUCAAUUUGCCCGUGAUCUUGUGUGCCAACAAAUCGGAUCUCUCGUCCAAGACCCUGUGGAAAAACCAAAACUCAGAAGAGUUUAUCCCGUUGAUAAACGAGUUCAAGGAAAUUGAGGCUGGCGUGCGCUGCAGUGCUAAAAACAACUACAAUGUCGUGGAGGGUUUUUACUUGUGCCAGCGGGCAGUGACACAUCCCAUCUCGCCGAUUUUCGACGCCAAGGAAGGCAACUUGAAACCAGGAGCAAUUGCCGCGUUGAAAAGAGUGUUUUUCCUAUUCGAUACCGAUCAGGAUGGGUAUUUGAAUUUCGACGAUUUCAACGAACUACAUCGCAAGUGUUUUGGUAAGCCAACGACAAAGGAGGACUUUGACGAUAUCGUGUCUCACAUUGACUCGAAGCUCUAUCGAGAUACCGCGAAGUUGGGCAGUUUUAUCAGCGAGGAUGGCUUCAUCUUGUUGAACAAGUUGUAUGCUGAAUCUGGACGCCACGAGACCAUUUGGUGCAUUUUACGCGCUAAUCACUAUACUAAUUCCUUGUCGUUGAAUGACAAGUUUCUUUUCCCGCAUCUUGAUGUCAAUGCCAAUUCAAGCGUCGAGUUGAGCCCCAUGGGUUACCGGUUUCUUGUUGACCUUUUCAUAAAAUUCGAUAAGGAUAACGACGGAGGUCUUAACGAGGAAGAAUUGAACAAUUUGUUCCGGCCGACCCCCGGUAUCCCCAAGUUGUGGGUUGAAACUAACUUCCCCUCGUCGAUUGUGUGCAAUGAAGAAGGAUACGUGACGUUGCAAGGGUGGCUAGCCCAAUGGAACUUGUCGACCUUGUUGAGUUACAAGACAACGUUGGAGUACUUGGGAUAUUUGGGGUUUGAUGCGGGCAAUUCAGUCAAGGCGUUGAAAGUUACCAAGGCUAGAAAAUCGAGACAAAAGCAAGGCAAGACGUAUCGGACCUCUGUCAACGAUCGAAACAUCUUCAACUGCUUUGUGCUCGGGGCGCCCAAAGCGGGCAAAACCGCGUUGUUGGACCUGUUUUUGCACGGCUCAUUCAGCGAUGUUUAUUCGCCGACGAUCCAACCGCGGCUUGUGAUCAAGGAUAUAGAGCUACGCGGCGGUAAACAAUGCUAUCUAAUCUUGGAGGAGCUCGGAGAGUUGGAGCCCGCGAUCUUGGAGAACAAGAAGCGGCUCGAUGAGUGCGAUGUGAUUUGCUACACUUAUGACUCCUCGGACCCAGAAAGUUUCCAAUAUUUGGUUGAUUUGAGAAGCAAAUAUGCUCAUUUGGAUGAAAUCCCCUCGGUGUUUGUUGCUUUGAAAGCCGAUUUGGAUAAGCAGCAACAGAGGUCCGACGUGCAGCCUGAAAAUUACACUAGAGAUUUGUUCUUGAGCUCGCCCUUGCAUAUAUCUUCAUCAUGGACAUCGUCUCUUCACGAGCUUGUCAUCCAGUUGGUCGACGCGGCAAAGAAGCCCAUCAACGCGACACCUGGUUUAGAGGUUGAUAAAGCUGCUGCCGAUCAGGAAAACUUGAAGCAUAUCAUGAUGGCUGGAGGAGCUUUGGGUGUUAUGGCGCUCGUUUCAAUUUGGAUGUUUAAUGGUAUGAGGCGAUGA